Tyto alba (common barn owl) is the source of this 1408-nucleotide messenger RNA. RefSeq names its product inositol 1,4,5-trisphosphate receptor-interacting protein-like 1. Bases 1 to 1005 code for a protein of 334 amino acids. NCBI's taxonomy places the organism in Eukaryota, Metazoa, Chordata, Aves, Strigiformes, Tytonidae. The transcript has 2 exons. Gene Ontology annotation, cellular component: membrane. The record is from RefSeq and is a predicted model, not a curated record.
AUGGCUGCAGCAGUUGCCCUCGUCUUGGCUCUGCUGGUGCUCCAGCAUGGACUGAAGCUGGAUGACCAUACAGAUGUGGCCACGUCCCAGAGGAUGCAGCAGCGUGAGGAGUAUCUGCGUCAGGAGAUGACUCGGCUGCUGCAGGAGAUUGAGAGCAGACCUGCGUGGAAAGACAUCUUCUCUUCUGUGUGGCAGCGGUGCCUACCUUGGACUCCUGUGGGAGUCCUGGUCCUGCUCGCUGCGGUCUGGUGGUGCUGCAGGAAAGUGAAGCUUGUCUCUGAGAGCUGCAGUGGUGAGGACUGCUCCAGCAGCAAGGAGGAGGACGAAGACAAAGAGGAGGAGGAAGACCGCAGCGGUGCACGCAGUGUUGCCAGGCCUCGGGCUAUUGUGGAGUCUAUUUCCGCACGUCAGCAGGGCCUGCCCGACACGUGCCAGGUGCUGAAGGAGCUGGUGGGUGAGCUCCUUGAGGUGUGCCAAGUGCUUUGCAGGAGCACUUUCAUGCCGGAGAUGCAGCCAGCCGUUGGACUGGGCAGCGCCUACGAAACCUGGAGCAUCGGCGAGAACAGCAUCGCCUACUCCCUGCUCGUGUUGCUGUGGCCACCCCCCGGGCACUCUUUCAGCCUGGAGCUGGACACGGCGGGGCAGCUGCCAGCGACCCCUUCCAGAAUCCGUGUGGAGCAGCAGUGCCUGUGCUCGAGGGAGCAGCUGCUGGGCGACGCGCUGUGCUUUCUGCACCACCCCGAGGACGAGCUGCGGAGGGAUCAGAGCUCGGUCCUCCCACGCACCCUCUGCACACUCUCCUGCUUAGACAUGGAGAAAGUCACCUGCUGGGCCCAGGGCCCGGUGAGAUCGGCCUGGCUGCUUUUGCCUCAGUCGUGCCACUGCCAGCUAACGGUGCUGCCCCCCUCCUCCCAGUCCUGCAGGUUCCAGCUGACAAGCACCUCCAAGUGGAACAUCACCGUUGAGAUGAUGUUUGGAGCGCACCAAGGCAGCUCGGACACCUAGGCGAGCCUUCAGGAGGCAGAGGCCAGCUUGUCGGGCAGCCCAGCACGGCCGCAGAGCCGCGCUGCUCUCGAGAGGCAGCUUCUCAGGCUGGCGGCGAGGUGAGGCACCUCCACCUCCGAGGUCUGCAGCUCCGCACCCGUGUGCUGGUGGUCGCAGGGGGCCGCAGGAUCUUUCUGGACCUUCUGGACGAGGGCACGCCGCGCACCCUCAGUCAGGUUGCAGACCACAGCAAGUCGGGCGGGAGCGUUGGUCUGCGUGAGGGAAGGACGGCUCUGCUGAGGGACCUGGGCAGGCCGGACCGGUGGGCCGAGGCCAACUGUAUGCGGUUCAGCAAGGCCGAGUGCCGGGUCCUGCACUUGGCUCACAACCACCUCACGCCACGCUCCAGGCUUGGGGAAGAGUG